CCGCGCGUCGAAAAAACGCGAUCUUGAUUCUCAUCCCACUUUCUUCCUUCUCUCUCUUUCUGUCUUCUGCUCUAGCUAAAUAUCAAACAAGGCAUCAAAAUUUUGAGAGACGGAGAGGAGAGAGGGAGAGAGAUUGAGAUCAGGAAGCGGUGUGGUCACCGCCAUCAAUGGAGCAUCAGAUGAUGAUCGAUCGCCGUCACGACGCGCUCGGGGAUCUCCGAAUCAUUCCGGACGAAAUCCUCUGUGGCAUCCUCGAAUUCCUCUCGGCUCGCGACCUCGCUCGCCUCUCCUGUGUUAGCAGUGUAAUGUACACACUCUGCAAUGAAGAGCCGCUGUGGAUGAGCUUGUGCCUCAGAGAUGGAGGUCAACUUCAGUAUAAGGGCUCUUGGAAGAAGACUACACUUCAUCAGCAAAAUCUGUUCACUGCACUUGAAAUUUCCCGUGAGAAGCCUCUGCAGUUUGCCGGAUUCAACUCCUUGUUUCUUUAUUUGAGAUGGUAUAGGCGUUUCACGACAUUGGAUGGGUUCUCUUUCGAUAGUGGAGCUCUCGAGAGAAAGAAAGAGCUUACGGUGGAGGAGUUUCGUUCCCAAUAUGAUGGGAAGAGCCCGGUCUUGCUUACUGAAUUAGCUGAAGCGUGGCCAGCAAGAAAUAAGUGGACAAAAGACCAACUGUUAUUGAACCAUGGAGAAGUUGCAUUCAGGUUAUCUCAGAGGAGCUCCAAGAAAAUUACCAUGAAAUUGAAAGAUUAUUUCUCUUACAUGGAACUUCAGCAUGAUGAGGACCCUCUUUACAUUUUUGAUGACAAGUUUGGAGAAGCUGCGCCAACUUUAUUGGAAGAUUAUAGCGUGCCUCAUUUGUUCCAAGAAGACUUUUUUGAUGUUUUAGAUCCUGAUCAACGACCUCCUUUCAGAUGGUUAAUAAUUGGGCCCGAGAGGUCUGGUGCUUCUUGGCAUGUUGAUCCAGCCCUGACGAGUGCAUGGAACACUCUUCUGCUCGGACGCAAAAGAUGGGCAUUAUACCCUCCCGGCAGAGUACCUAUAGGUGUUACAGUGCAUGUUAAUGAAGAUGAUGGUGACGUUAACAUUGAUGGUCCAUCAUCUUUGCAGUGGUGGCUCGAAAUUUAUCCAAAGCUUGCUGACCAUGAUAAACCAAUAGAGUGUACCCAACUGCCUGGAGAGACAAUAUUUGUUCCGAGUGGCUGGUGGCAUUGCGUGCUAAAUCUAGAAACAACCAUUGCUGUCACUCAGAACUUUGCUAAUGCAUCGAAUUUUGAAUAUGUAUGCUUGGAUAUGAGCCCAGGCCACUGUCACAAAGGAGUUUGUCGUGCUGGAUUGUUGGCUCUCAAGGACAAUGCUUAUCCAGAUACCAAGAAUGGUGCACCUAUUGACGCCGGUGUAAUGAAUCACCUUGACAUGACCCGUAAAGGCAAAAGGCUCAAAAUUUCAGAGGGUGGUAAAGAUGGGCACAAACAUGAUAACAAUAGUAAUGGUAUCAAAGGGUCAUCAGAGAUUUACAACAAACUGCAGAAUAAAGAUUUUUUGUACAGUAUAGAUUUUUUAGCUAAGUUCUUGGAGAAAGAUAGAGACCAUUAUACUUCUGUUUGGAGCCCUAGCAACAUUAUAGGACCCAGAGAAAUGAGACAGUGGUUGCACAGGCUUUGGGUUUUGAAACCAGCAAUGAGACAGUUAAUCUGGCAGGGUGCUUGCCUGGCUUUAAAUGUCGACAAAUGGUCAAAUUGUGCUAUGGAAAUAUGUGCUUACCACAAUUUACCAUCUCCCCUUGAUGAGGAGAAGUUUCCUGUUGGCACAGGCAGCAAUCCGGUUUUCUUGGUUUCCGACCAUGUAGUAAAAAUAUGCAUUGAAGGAGGUUUGGAAUCAUCUGUCCAUGGCCUUGGCACGGAGCUUGAGUUCUAUAAUCUACUUCAGAAAACAAGAUCCCCUCUGAUAAAUCAUGUUCCAGAAGUUGUAGCAAGCGGAUUAGUUAUUGAUGAGAAUGGUGCUUAUAAACCUCUUUCAUGGGAUGGAAGAGGAGUACCAGAUGUACUUGCUGACUAUAAACUUGUAGAAGGAGAGUGUGGCAGGGACGAAUUUUCUCUCGGUGUCUGGAGUAAGAAGAAAUUAGAACUUAAAAGUCCAGGAUCCAUCUCACCUUCUAAGAUAUUUCCAUAUAUAAUAAUCAGAAGAUGCAGAGGGGAUAUUUUUGCUCAUAUAAGAGACACAUUGCCAAGAGAUGAUGUUUUGCAUUUAGCUUCAUUUUUGGGAGAGCAACUGCGAAAUCUUCACCUCUUACCCGUGCCUCCUCUCAGAUAUGGCAUCAAGUAUAAGAUUAAUGAUAUGUCUUUGAUAGGAUGUCCAAAUGGUCUGUCUGAUGUUUCUGAGAAACCCACAGCAAAUGUUUUCAAAGAAGUGAGUCCUAAAGGCUUUAGUAUUCCACCAGAGUGGGAGCUUAUUGUUGCAGCACUAAGUAGAAGAAAAGAGAAUUUGAAAGAACGCUUAUCUCAGUGGGGAUAUCCUAUUCCAAGCUCUUUGAUAGAUAAAGUUGAAGAGUACAUUCCAAAUGAUCUUGCAUUGUUGUUCAACCUAUCAGAGGAGAAGAAUACUUUUAAUGGCUAUAAUGCAUCCCCUACUUGGAUACAUUCAGAUAUCAUGGAUGACAAUGUCAUUAUUGAAUCAUGUACUCAUGCUAGUUCUUUCGAUGGGACUACAUCUGAUCCAAGAACAACAGUUAAUGGCACACCAGAUGCUUGUAAUGUUGAAAGAAGUCCAAGGAACUGGACCCCCACCCACAUUCUGGAUUUCAGUGAUCUAACUAUUGGGGAUCCUUUAUAUGACUUGAUUCCGAUACACCUAGAUAUUUUCAGAGGAGACGUUUAUCUUCUUAAACAAUUUCUUGAAAGCUACAAACUCCCUCUGACAAGAAUAUUGAACAGUGUGCCUUCCUAUGUUUCGGUAGAGAACUGGAAGAAGCUUAAGAGAAUUUCAUAUCGUGCCAUGUGCUACUGUAUUUUGCACGAAGAGAACGUUCUGGGAGCCAUCUUUAGCCUCUGGGAUGAACUGAGAAAGGCCGAGUCGUGGGAAAAAGUAGAGGAGGUUGUUUGGGGAGAGUUGAAUAAUUACAAAUGCUCUGGCUAAAGAUUUUAAUCUUAGCAAAACUGAAACGUAAUAAUAAUUACCUUGUAUGUUUUUUUCCAUUUCAUUCAUUUUGUAACUUUAUGGUACCGAGUGCUGUUUAACCACUCUUCUUCAAAUUGGUGCAAAAUAAUUAGAUCUUUCCUUAGUUAUUGUAACUCGAGGAAUUUUCUGUUUAACCUCCAAUAAUUGUUGUCUCAUAAAUAUCAAGCCUACUUGUUAUGCGAAUAUAUCUUUCAUGAA
Molecule: messenger RNA, 3371 nt
Organism: Asparagus officinalis (garden asparagus)
Lineage: Eukaryota; Viridiplantae; Streptophyta; Magnoliopsida; Asparagales; Asparagaceae
Product: F-box protein At1g78280
Exons: 16
Coding region: 168-3131 (987 amino acids)
Cellular component (GO): cytoplasm
Molecular function (GO): protein binding
Source: RefSeq, a predicted model, not a curated record